Messenger RNA from Plodia interpunctella (Indianmeal moth), 2784 nucleotides. Its product is annotated as zinc finger protein OZF-like. Gene Ontology annotation, biological process: regulation of transcription by RNA polymerase II. The transcript has 3 exons. Lineage: Eukaryota; Metazoa; Arthropoda; Insecta; Lepidoptera; Pyralidae. Gene Ontology annotation, molecular function: DNA-binding transcription factor activity, RNA polymerase II-specific. The coding region runs from base 956 to 2374 and encodes 472 amino acids. Gene Ontology annotation, cellular component: nucleus. The record is from RefSeq and is a predicted model, not a curated record.
UUCCUCAUUGUUUCCUUAGUCGCGGAGGGUCGGAGCCCAGGGUCCUACUCUUUCGUCUUCACUUCGCACGGUCGUCGGCAUCUAUAGUUUCACAUAAUUGGCACGCAUUCUGACUUGACUUUGAUUUAAUUUGUACAUAUUCGAUGUUAUAUACUACUAAUUACAUAAAGGUGGCGUGUGGUUCUACUCUAUAAAGGAUGUGAACUGGUCACAUCCUCCCGACUCCCGUUGAUGUUGUACGAGGCGACUGACCUUCACAGCUGAUAUUCUCGGCCAAUAAUCGGCCGGUUGGAAAUGCACAACCCGAAUUUUGGAAAUGUCAAGAUUUAAUUAUUAAGCUGGGUCCGCAGCGCCAACUAACAAGACAUGUUAUAAAACAAGUUAGGAAAGCCGCCCGUCCGCUGCGCCUAUUGCGGUUAUGUUUGUUUACUCCAUAUUGUGCUGUGAUGCCCUACGUCUUUCUUUAGUAAGCGCUGCUAACACAAAAUGAGUCACUUCCCCUCCCCGCACGCGAACGCGGGGUAUGCUAUCCAUUCGGUUUGGAAAACAUGUUUUUAUUAUUUUUCUAACAUAACUAUUAGGCCACACCCCGAAUCUGUUAGUAAAACAUGUUUUUGUGUUAGCUAAUACGAAAACACAGCGCUGCGGACCCGGCUUUACGGAAGAGUUGCUUAAAUAUUUUGUUGUCGACAUAUCUAGUAAUGUAUUGAGUACCUACCUAUUAAUUCCAUGGGUAAUUGUUGUUGCGUUUUGUUCAAUAAAAAAAAAAGUCAGUCAACGGUCUGUCACUGUCAGAACAAUACAUUCUGAUGCCAUCAAAAUAAACUUGUUCCGGCUGUUCCUCUAGUUCUGUCGCAUUGUUCCUUUCCUUUUUGUAGAAAGAAAAAUAAGAAAAGCAAACAAAAUCAUCAUUUUUAGCGACCGAUGAAGCCAUAACAAGAAAACAAAGAGCAAUAUGUCCCAACUUCCAUCAGCACUCGUUGAGAUCAAAAUUGAACCAGAAUCAGCCGACAUCCCACAACAAUCCCCAGAUGAGAUCGAAAUAAAACUGGAACCAGUGGCUACUCCGCCGGUCUGUCUGUCUGUCGGUCCUGAGUCAAUUGAUGUUCCACCACAUGAGCAGGCAGAGGUCAAAUCUGUACCAGAAUCAGUAGACGUCGCUCCAGCUGUGAUAAAAGUAUUUGAUGAUAAUGUUGAAAUAAAAAGUGAAGAACCAUAUGGAUUUUCACAGCUGUCAGCAGUCGGAUCAAUUAACAUCUUUGAUGUCAAAUUUGAGAUUGAUGGACCCAUGGGGUUGACACUUGAUCCAGAGAUGAAGACUCACAGGGAUGGUGUUACCGAAGAGGUCGCCCCAGCCGACACGUCGGGAGCUGACAAACAAAAACAAGCAGGAAGUAGAACGACCAACAGGAAACAGCGCGAGUCUCGAGAGUCCAACACUCGAACUGCUCGGAGACUCCAGUGUGAUGUUUGUCAGCGGCAGUUUAAGCGAACUGAUCACUUGAAAGUUCAUUAUAGAACUCACACUGGCGAGAAACCAUUUCAGUGUGAAGUGUGUCAAAGGGCGUUUAAUCGAAAACUAUUAUUAUCUAAUCACUUGAGAACUCACACUGGUGAGAAACCUUUUCGUUGUGAAGUAUGUCUAAAGUCAUUUAGUAGAAAAGUAUUGCUAUCUGAUCACAAGAGAACUCACACUGGUGAGAAACCUUUUCGGUGUGAAGUGUGUGAAAAGUUGUUUAGUCGUAAAGUAUUAUUGUCUGUGCACAUAAGAACUCACACUGGUGAGAAACCUUUUCAUUGUGAUCUUUGUCGAAGGGCGUUUAAUCAAAAACCGAAUUUAAUAAAACACAUACGAACUCACACUAGUGAGAAACCUUAUAAAUGUGACAUGUGUCAAAAGAAUUUUACUCGAAAACACCAUUUAUCAUUUCACAUAAGAUCUCACGCCAAUGAGAAACCUUUUCAAUGUGAGGUUUGUCAAUGGUCGUUUAUUGAUAGAAACCAUUUAACGAAACACAUGAGAACUCACACUGGCGAGAAACCGUUUCAGUGUAAAGUGUGUGAUAGGGUAUUUAGUGUGAGCAGUAGUUUGUCACGGCACUUGCGAACGCACACUGGCGAGAAACCGUUUCAAUGUGCAGUAUGCCAAAAGGCGUUUAGAGUAAAAAGCCAUUUAACAAUUCAUAUGAGAAUUCACACUGGUGAGAAACCUUUUCAGUGUAAAGUGUGUCAAAAGGCGUUUACUGAAAGGUGCAAAUUGUCGAUUCACAUGAGCACGCACACUGGUGAGAAACCUUUUCAAUGUGAUUUGUGUCCAAAAACGUAUAGUCGAAGAUAUUUUUUGUCAAAACACUUAAAAGUAUCGCAUCGGUGAGUAACCGUUAGUUACAAAUCUAAUUUGCAAUCUUAUCUACUAAUAUUAUAAAUGCGAAAGUUUGUGAGGAUGUAGGUGUGUAUGUAUGUUUGUUACUAUUUCACGCAAAAUUUACCAAUCCGGUAUGAAAUUUGGUACACGGGUAUAAUAUAAGCUGGAUUAACACAUAUGGUACUUGUAAUUCCGAAAUUCCUACGGGAGCAAAGCCCUGAGGCGCAGCUAGUACUUCAUAAUUUAUCUUAAUUUGUAAUUGUCAUUUUGUAUUAGUCUAGCUUUUUAACGCGUGAAACAUAUGAUUUUUACAUCAUAGGUCAGACAAUAUUACUUUUAUAUUAUCUACUUUUAAUAUUAAUUGUAAAACUUCGCCAUGUAAGUUAUUGAAAUAAAGAAUUUAUUUAUUUACCUUGACA